This is a messenger RNA of Punctularia strigosozonata HHB-11173 SS5, 2565 nucleotides long. RefSeq lists its product as uncharacterized. Lineage: Eukaryota; Fungi; Basidiomycota; Agaricomycetes; Corticiales; Punctulariaceae. Bases 1 to 2565 code for a protein of 854 amino acids. The transcript is spliced from 5 exons. The record is from RefSeq and is a predicted model, not a curated record.
AUGUGGACCGCCCUCGUGGUGGAGUAUUACACCAAAUUUCCCAUAACCCUCACAGAAGCCGAGGUUGAGAAGGCGAACGGUAACAACGCCGACGCAAUACAGGCCCGUAAGAAAAAGGACAUGAAAUACAUCAAAGGCUUCUUUACAAACGAGACACGGCCUGGUGGCACGGUCAAAGGCGGCCGCAAGCUUAUCAUCAAAAUAUGCCGUGCUGCUCUCGCACAGAAGAAGAAGCGCACGCGCAUGCCACUGCGGUGGCAGGCAUACUCGAAAUACGUCAACUUCCGCACGAACGACAACCUCAAGCUCGAAUUUCGACAGGCGUACGAGGCCCACUGCCAAGCACUUCCGCCAGAUACUGCACCACCCAGCGAGCUCACAUACCGGGGGAAAUGGCUUACCAGCCGCCUCGAUGCUGAGCCCGACAACGUAAAAGUCAUCGUCGAGGAGUUACGUCAAGCGAGGGCUACGUGUCGGCUUGAUGACUUGGGCAAAUCCUCCGCGGAGCCUGAGAACGACAGCGAAGGAAAUGAUGGUGGCCAGGACGAUGAAGGCGAGGACACUGAAGGCGAUGACAACGAAGGCGGCGAGGACGAGCAAGCCAGCGACCUCGUUUUCAAACACCCGAUGUAUGAUCCGGUAUCAUAUCAACAGCUCUGCGAAACUGUCCCGAACAUUGUCACAUCGGUCCUCGAUUCUUUGACCGUUGAAACCGGAUGGUCCUUUUGUGUCUUUGCCUGCGGUCCUGAGCCGAAGUACGGUGAUACAGCGCAGUCCUAUAGUUACGCGAACGGUGGAACGUCCGAACUUGCGAAUAUCAUAAAUGCACGGAACGCGGCGUGGCAGGCGUUUCAGACCGAGUGGGAUCAAUGGGCCGCUUUGCGAUAUCCAAACGGGUGGAAUGGCAUCCUGGAAGCUAUUGACAAACGGAUGGCCUCCGGUAUGACCAGAGACGAGGCCAUCGCCGACAUAGCAACUAUCUGCGAGGAGCCCCAACCGGAGCCGCCAAAGAAACACCGCCGUAAGACCACUGCCGCCACUGCUUCGCCUUCCCACAUCGAUUCUGGCCAAUCACCCGAUGACGGGCAGGGCUUCGCCGAUGGAUCCUCUGCGUUGGACACCAGACCUCGCCCUCGCCCUUGCCCGAUUGCUGGAGCAAGACCCUCGUCCAUCCCUUCUCACGAAGAGUCGCCUACUGCACCUGAAGAGCCCCGAAUCCCUGGCAAUGCAAACGCGUCGGACGCGUCGGGAAACGUGUCGGACGCGUCGGGAAACGCGUCGGACGUGUCGGGCAACGCAUCGGACGCGUCGGGAAACGCGUCGGACGCGUCGGGAAACGCGUCAAACACGUUGGGCAACACUUCGGAUGCAUCGGACAACGCGUCGAGCACGUCCAGCAAUGCGCCGCCUCGCAAUGCGCUGCUGCUGUCUCGCAGCGCAACUCCACCGCCUCGUGACACAACUCCUCCACCGCGCAAUGACUCGCCGGCACCACGCAACGUGACCCCACCGCAUCGUGACGCGACUCCUCCGCCACGCACCGACUCGCCGGCGCCUCGCAAUGACUCGCCGGUGCCCCGCAAUGCGACCCCACCGCCUCGUGACGCGACUCCUCCGCCGCGCAAUGACUCGCCGGCGCCGCGUAAUGCGACCCCGCCGCAUCGUGAUGCGACUCCUCCGCCGCGCAACAACUCGCCGGCGCCCCGCAACAACUCGCCGGCGCCCCGCAACAACUCGCCAGCGCCCCGCAACAACUCGCCGGCGCCUCGCAACAACUCGCCGGCGCCCCGCAAUGCAUCUCCGCCGCCCGAUUGUGACAGGAGCACCGAGGCCGCCGUCUAUGUGCCCACCUGGCAGACAUGGGUCCAGGGCGCAGUUGACAGCUGGCGGUCAGUACUGCUCGAUAUCGGCGCCGAUCAUCUUCAAGAGACUAUCAAUCCACUCCUCGAUGCGUGGGUCGCAUUCGAGGCCGCGCGAGGUUAUACCGACGGGAACCGCAACAUGUCGACAACCUCCCGGCCUAGCCAGGUCCACUGGUGGAUGGUCCAAACCAAGCGCGACCCGGACAACAUCCCCGACAUAAUCCUGUUGCGCGAAUUCGUCGUUCGGUGGAGAGAGUGGUUGCGAGCCUUGUCCCCUGACUGGUGCCUUGCGGAUGGCCGCAUCAGCUGUGUUGCCCAGGUGCCAGAGGAUGCGGACUGGAGAUAUCUCACAUACAGUGGCUCCAAAGGCAUGAUGCUCGUGGUCGCCUCCGUGGUAUGGUGGGGAACGGUCGUCUCGUAUCAUCGUGAAGGAAUUCUUGCCGACUGGAUAGCAGCUGUGAAGGAGGUCACCUGGAUUCUCCACCACGCCGCACCAUCGUCUACUUCCGCCUCUACCUCAGCUUCUCGCACCUCUUCCACGAACCUCAAGAAGAAGAAUACUCAGAAGAGGGUGGCCGAGACAACCGGACUGCAGACAAGGUCGCGAUCGUCUACCGCAACGGCCAAGAAGCGCGGACCUAAGCGGGCAGCGGACAAGACUGACAUUUCCACACGCUCUACGAAGAAGCCGCGUCACAAAUGA